AUGUCUCAGCUUGUGUACGAUGCAACAAAUGCGGAUUUAGAAGAACCCGAUUGGGGAAUGUUUAUAACCCUGUGCGAUAAUGUGAAUCAGAGAGAUGAUGCAUAUCGUCAAGAAAUUAUAACUGCGCUAGACAGCCGACUUAAGAGUCGAAGUCCGAAGACCGUGUCUCAUGCGAUUACUCUGUUGGAUACGUUGGAGAAGAAUUGUUUCGGUCCGUUCCACCGCUUAGUUUGCCAAAAGGAAUUUCUCGACAAUCUAUUUCGGAUUGCGAUGAAGGAGCAAAGUCCCGAGAAUUGGAAGAAGGCAGCUGAUUUGAUUCAAUGCCUUGCCCUGUCCUUUGCAUCUGUGGGGAAGGAAUUUAAACUCUUUGGUGUUCUCUACCGAACCCUCCGUAACCGAGGAGUGGAGUUCCAGAAUGAAGAGUCGGUGGAUCUUUUCACUCCCAACCUCUCGGACGAGAUUGUGGACAACUCGACUCCCAACAUGCAUGUCCGAUACACGAGCCCCAACGCGAAGUUGGAGAACGAUCUUCACAUUGUGCAGCGUCACAUGAUGAAGAUGCAGUCCCUAAUCGUAAAGCGGAACCGUCGAGGAAACAUUCCAGAGAACAAACAGCGCGAAUUGGAUGACGAAGACGACUUUUUGAGCCAGUGUCUGAUUCGAUUAUUGGAAGUGACUCGUUGCUUUGAUUCUUUGAACAUUCCGGAAACCACGCGCGAUUUGUGCAAACUGCUGAAGAACAGCAUUGUGCAGCUGCUGCAGGCGAACAAGGAUACGUCGAUGGAUGCUUCGAAGAUUCAGAUUUACCCGGAAGACAUGCGACGAGCGGAGGAGUUGGAGGAAUCGGAGGAAUCGGAUGAGGAUUUCUUUAAUUGGAGUGUUUGUUCGAAAUGGGACUGGAAGGGGAAAGAGAAUCGGAUGGGUGUGAAGAUUUAA
Blastocystis hominis is the source of this 936-nucleotide messenger RNA. RefSeq lists its product as hypothetical. The transcript has 8 exons. Bases 1 to 936 code for a protein of 311 amino acids. Gene Ontology annotation, biological process: protein transport to vacuole involved in ubiquitin-dependent protein catabolic process via the multivesicular body sorting pathway. The record is from RefSeq and is a predicted model, not a curated record. Gene Ontology annotation, molecular function: phosphatidylinositol binding; ubiquitin binding. Lineage: Eukaryota; Bigyra; Opalinata; Blastocystidae.